This is a messenger RNA of Pezoporus flaviventris, 1287 nucleotides long. Its product is annotated as ras-related protein Rab-11A-like. Gene Ontology annotation, biological process: constitutive secretory pathway; regulated exocytosis. Bases 96 to 746 code for a protein of 216 amino acids. The transcript is spliced from 5 exons. Lineage: Eukaryota; Metazoa; Chordata; Aves; Psittaciformes; Psittacidae. Gene Ontology annotation, cellular component: recycling endosome. Gene Ontology annotation, molecular function: GTPase activity; GTP binding. The record is from RefSeq and is a predicted model, not a curated record.
UCCGAGUGCGCAGGGAACAGCCCCGGCCAGGGCUGGAUCAGGCCCGGAAAUCCCAGCCUGCCCCCAGUGGGAUCGGGGCUGCGGCGCUGGGCAGGAUGCGGGGCAAGGACGAUGAGUACGAUUUCCUCUUCAAAGUUGUGCUCAUUGGGGACUCUGGGGUGGGGAAGAGCAACCUCCUCUCGCGCUUCACCCGCAACGAGUUCAACCUGGAGAGCAAGAGCACCAUCGGCGUGGAGUUUGCCACCAGGAGCAUCCAAGUGGAGAACAAGACGGUGAAGGCUCAGAUCUGGGAUACGGCCGGGCAGGAGCGGUACCGCGCCAUCACCUCCGCCUAUUACCGUGGGGCCGUGGGGGCUCUGCUCGUCUACGACAUCGCCAAGUACCUGACGUACGAGAACGCCGAGCGGUGGCUGAAGGAGCUGCAGGACCACGCCGAUGCCAACAUCGUCAUCAUGCUGGUGGGCAACAAGAGCGACCUGCGGCACCUCCGCGCCGUGCCCACCGAUGAGGCCAAGAGCUUUGCAGAGAAGAAUGGGUUGUCCUUCCUGGAGACGUCUGCUCUGGACUCCACCAACGUGGAGACGGCGUUCCAUACCAUCCUCGCGGAGAUUUACCGCAUCGUGUCCCAGCGGCAGAUCCCGGGGCAACCAGAGCCCGAGUUCGGCCCCAGCACCAGCAUCGAGCCCAUCCGGGUGCUGCCCACGCAGCAGGAGGGCAGGCAAGGACCCUGCUGCCAGAACAUCUGAGCACCCCCAAGAGCACCCACCAAGCGAUGGCAUCACCUUUAUCACCCUCUACCUCUGCUCGCUGCAGAUCCCUCCGGACGCAGCGGCUGCUUCUGCAUCGCUGCCCUCGUGUGCACCAUCGCGCUCGCCCUGUGUUUAUGUAGGACCUCCACAAAUAGCAGGGGGAAAACCCCACCAGGGUCUCUCCCUUCUCUCCCUCGUUGUUUGGGACCUGGCAUCUCUUUGUGUCCCUGCUUCCUCUAGCCCUGAAGGCACUGCCAUGGGGUGACUCAGGGUGGCACUGAGUAAGCGCAAGCAUCCAUGGGUGCAGCCCUUCAGGGCAGGGUGGGGAGGGGGACAUUGGGUGCACCCUUCUUUGGGUUGCACCCAGCCCUGCCCCUUCCGCGUCAAGGGCUGGGUGAGCCUCUGGGUGCUGGUGGGGCAGCCGUGGGGCACCCCGGUGCGGGCAGGUAAGGACAGGACAAGGGGAAUGGCUUGAACCUGCUGGAGGGGAGAUGGAGAUGAGCUCGGAGGUGGUUCCAUGAUUCUAGGAUCCCUUCCG